Molecule: messenger RNA, 897 nt
Organism: Vicia faba (fava bean)
Lineage: Eukaryota; Viridiplantae; Streptophyta; Magnoliopsida; Fabales; Fabaceae
Source: the annotation of a GenBank genome assembly
AUGCCUCCUCAAAAGGAUCCAGAUAAGUUCUUCAUGUCUAUGUCUAUCAGUAAUGGAGAGAAUAAGCAAUUUGAUUAUUUACGCGCUUUAUAUGAGGGUUGCAUUGCUGGAGGUCUUGCUGGUGUUGCUGUAGAAGCAGCUUUAUACCCCAUUGAUACCAUCAAAACACGGCUACAGGUUGCUCGUGGUGGACUAAAAAUUGAUUUCAAAGGUUUGUAUUCUGGAUUGGCUGUAAACCUUGCUGGUUCCUUACCAGCUUCUGCAAUUUUUAUUGGUGUGUAUGAACCAGCAAAGCAGAAAUUGCUGGAGAUCUUCCCUGAGAAUCUAAACGCUCUGGCUCAUAUUGCUGCAGGUACUAUUGGAGGAGCCGCUUCUUCUCUUGUUCGUGUUCCAACUGAGGUUAUUAAGCAAAGGAUACAAACCGGUCAGUUCAAAUCAACCUCAUCCGCUCUCCGUCUUAUCAUUGCUAAUGAGGGUUUUAAAGGUCUUUAUGCGGGAUAUAGAUCUUUCUUAUUGCGAGAUUUACCAUUUGAUGCUUUAGAAUUAUGCAUCUACGAACAGCUCCGCAUCGGGUAUAAAGUAGCGGCAAAAAGAGAUCUGAAUGAUCCAGAGAAUGCUAUGAUUGGUGCUUUUGCUGCUGCAAUAACUGGAGCAGUUACAACUCCACUUGAUGUAAUAAAAACCAGAUUGAUGGUUCAGGGAACCCAAAAACAUUACAAAGGCAUAUGUGAUUGUGUAAGGACAAUAGUUAAAGAAGAAGGAGCUAAUGCUCUUUUUAAGGGUAUUGGGCCAAGAGUGUUGUGGAUAGGAAUAGGUGGUUCAAUAUUUUUUGGUGUUCUUGAGAAGACAAAGAAAAUUCUUGCUCAGAGGAACCCUCAAACUGAUGCUGAGAAGUGA